Telopea speciosissima is the source of this 1622-nucleotide messenger RNA. RefSeq names its product isocitrate dehydrogenase [NADP]. Gene Ontology annotation, molecular function: NAD binding; magnesium ion binding; isocitrate dehydrogenase (NADP+) activity. Gene Ontology annotation, cellular component: mitochondrion. Gene Ontology annotation, biological process: isocitrate metabolic process. Lineage: Eukaryota; Viridiplantae; Streptophyta; Magnoliopsida; Proteales; Proteaceae. The transcript has 16 exons. The record is from RefSeq and is a predicted model, not a curated record. The coding region runs from base 108 to 1358 and encodes 416 amino acids.
CUUGCUCCGCUGCCUUUGGAAAAUUUCAGUUCCUUUCGUUGGAGACGUUUUCAGAUCUCGGACUCGUAGUCGAAACCCCUCUUUGUCGCUGAACCAGCCGCAGAGAAAUGGCUUUGGAGAAGAUCAAAGUCGCCAAUCCCAUCGUUGAGAUGGAUGGGGACGAAAUGACUCGAGUAUUUUGGAAAUCAAUUAAGGAUAAGCUUAUUUUCCCCUUUCUGGAGUUAGAUAUAAAGUACUAUGACCUUGGACUGCCUUACCGUGAUGCUACUGAUGAUAAAGUUACAAUUGAAAGCGCAGAGGCCACUCUUAAGUAUAAUGUAGCAAUCAAGUGUGCAACUGUAACUCCAGAUGAAGCUCGUGUCAAAGAAUUUAACUUGAAACAGAUGUGGAAGAGUCCAAAUGGGACAAUCAGGAAUAUUUUGAAUGGAACUGUGUUCAGAGAGCCAAUUAUGUGCAAAAACAUCCCCAAGCUUGUCCCAGGUUGGACAAAACCCAUAUGCAUUGGAAGGCAUGCUUUUGGUGAUCAAUACCGGGCAACAGAUACCGUUAUCAAGGGACCUGGAAAACUCAAAUUGGUAUUUGUACCAGAAGGAAAUGGUGAACAGGCAGAAUUUGAGGUUUUCAACUUUAAGGGUGAUGGAGGUGUUGCUCUAUCCAUGUAUAACACUGAUGAGUCUAUCCACGCUUUUGCCGAGGCGUCAAUGAGCACAGCUUACGAGAAAAAAUGGCCCCUUUAUCUUAGUACAAAGAAUACAAUCCUUAAGAAAUACGAUGGAAGGUUUAAGGACAUAUUCCAAGAAGUUUAUGAAGCUCAAUGGAAAUCCAAGUAUGAAGCUGCAGGGAUAUGGUAUGAGCAUAGACUCAUUGAUGAUAUGGUUGCCUACGCACUGAAGAGCGAAGGUGGUUAUGUAUGGGCAUGCAAGAACUAUGACGGGGAUGUGCAGAGUGAUAUGUUAGCUCAAGGUUUUGGAUCUCUUGGAUUAAUGACUUCAGUACUGGUGUGCCCUGAUGGGAAGACCAUUGAAGCUGAAGCGGCCCACGGCACAGUUACACGCCAUUUCCGCGUUCAUCAGAAAGGUGGUGAAACCAGUACAAACAGCAUUGCAUCGAUCUUUGCCUGGUCACGAGGACUUGCACACAGGGCAAAGUUGGAUGACAAUGCUAGAUUGCUAGAUUUCACUGAGAAACUGGAAGCAGCAUGUGUUGGAGCUGUGGAAUCAGGAAAAAUGACCAAGGAUCUGGCUAUUCUAAUCCAUGGACCUAAGGUUACUAGAGACCAGUACCUUAAUACUGAAGAAUUCAUUGAUGCUGUGGCAGAGGGGCUGAAAGCUCGACUCUCUAGCAAAUCGAAGUUGUAAAACCCUACCCACUGACUAGGGCUGAAUAGGGGGUGGAAGAAUGUUAUAUUCCUGAGUUGAGCGGUUGUUGAGAAGAAUAAAGCAGGUCUUAGCUAUGUUAGUGAGAAAUUGAUCUUGUUGUUAGGGAAAUUUUACCUUAUUUGUCAGACACUUUUUUUUUUGGAUUCAGAUGGUUUCAUCUCCCCAUAAAAAUACUUGAAAAAUCCAUUUGUUUCCUGAACCAGAAUCUUAGUUUUUAAAAUAAACAGAAGCUCAUAGUCUCAU